Molecule: messenger RNA, 984 nt
Organism: Closterium sp. Naga37s-1
Lineage: Eukaryota; Viridiplantae; Streptophyta; Zygnematophyceae; Desmidiales; Closteriaceae
Source: the annotation of a GenBank genome assembly
AUGGAGGGAUCGGCGACGGAGGGAAAUCACGGAGGCGAUCCCCGCGCCGAGCAUGCCGCAACCAAGGAGUCCGAGGCGGCGGCAACGCAACACCAUCUGACGCUGCUCCAGCCGACCGUGGUCGAAGUUUCUGCAGCCGUGCUGGAUAAGGACAAGGUGGGGGAGCACGAGUCGGUGGGGCUGGUCGGUGGCUCUCCACCUUCUGGUGGACGGGGGAGGCGUAGGCAGAGGAAGAGCGAUGGGGAGGACGAUUAUGACACCGCCGUGCUCGGGGACCUCAUUACGCGGGCGAAGAGGCGGCAGACGACAGGUAGUGCUGACGACGCCGGAGGCGCGGCAGUUGGGACACCGCAAGGCGCCAAGGAAGCUAGUGGCAAGGCGGGCGGUCAAGCAUUGCGCCAGAAGGGCCGACCCGCAGCAAGAAAAGCAUCCGGCGGAAGGAGAGGCAAGAAAGCAGCGACGGGAACAAAGCCGAAACGGGGCGAUGAAGACCCGGGUGAUGCGGAGGAGGAGGAGGAUGAGGAGGAGGAUGCGGAGGGAGAGGAGGAUGAAGAGGAAGCGGAGGAGGAUGACGCGGAUGUUGGGGAGGAUGAAAAAGAUGAGAAUGAUGGCGGGGAGGACGAAGAGGAGGAGGAGGAGGAGGAGGAGGAGGAGGAGGAUGAGGAGGAGGAGGAGGAGGAGGAGGAGGAGGAGCAGGGUGACGACGAGGAGGAGGAUGUGGAGGAGGAGGAGGAGGAGGCAGCGGAGGAGGAUGAGGAGGAGGAGGAGGAGGAGGAGGAGGAGGAGGAGGAGGAGGCAGAGGAGGAGGAGGAGGAGGAGGAGGAGGAGGAGGAGCAGGGUGACGACGAGGAGGAGGAUGUGGAGGAGGAGGAGGAGGAGGAGGCAGCGGAGGAGGAGGAGGAGGAGGAGGAGGAGGAGGAGGAGGAGGAGGAGGAGGAGGAGGAGGAGGAGGAGGAUGUGGCGCCAGCAUUGGGCCGCCCGUAA